This is a messenger RNA of Conger conger (European conger), 2945 nucleotides long. It is a transcript of the gene col23a1b, whose product is annotated as collagen alpha-1(XXIII) chain. The coding region runs from base 342 to 1979 and encodes 545 amino acids. The record is from RefSeq and is a predicted model, not a curated record. The transcript is spliced from 30 exons. Lineage: Eukaryota; Metazoa; Chordata; Actinopteri; Anguilliformes; Congridae.
ACAUCGCCUGCAGUAAAUUGCCUGACUCGAUAUAGGCAACGUUUGCCUGUAAAGCGAAAUAGUUUAAGUGGAGCGCACGACUUCAACAUCACGCCAUCCAAGCCUCCCGGCAGCUGCUCCGAGUUUAGCGUGUACUUCUUACAACUUCACAACGGACUUUUACUACACUUCACGAUUGACAGCAGCGCAGCUCUCUCUGGAAACAGUGCGGCUACCAUCCUUCAAGUGCAUGAACUGCUAAACAAGUUCAAUUCCAUACAUUUUGAGAAAAAGGGAUACAUUAAGAAAGUUAUUGAAAAAACACGCGCAACAUUUCCAAGAAGGGAAAGGCAUUCUUCGCGAUGGAUUCUGCGAUGAAGUCUAAAGAGGAGACCAAAGCUUUCCACAAGCAAAGUGGCUCUAGAUAUCAGAUGUUAUCGGCAGGGUGCCUACCGACAGCGGCAUGUUUUGUUCUCUCAUUAAGUUCCAUCGCGAUUUGUUUUUUGACUAGUUUCAAAACGUCUCAGCUGGAACACAGACUGUACGCGCUGGAGAUGGAGAAGAGAUCCACGCUCCAUCAAUCACCCUCGGUCCUGUUUGAGGAAGGAACUGCUCUUCGGGAAACAAUCGAGAAGGUCGUUCAAGAGAAGAUUGCUCAGGCUAUGCCGAAACUGCGCGCCUCCAGGGAUGUGGCGCAAGAGUGCGCAUGUCCGCCAGGUCCACCAGGAAAACGUGGGAGGAUGGGAAAGCGAGGCGAUCCAGGACUUCCAGGCACUCCAGGACGUGACGGUUACCCGGGUCCACUUGGCAUGGACGGAAAACCUGGCUCCCCAGGUCUGACGGGAAGUCAGGGAUUGGCGGGCCCAAAAGGUGAUAAGGGGGACCAAGGAGAUACAGGGCCUAGGGGUCUCCCAGCGCACAGUGCCUCUGCAGCCCUGCUCAGUAACCAGAUCCUGGCAGUGAAGGGUGAUCAAGGACAGGCUGGCCCUCCAGGACCCCCUGGGGCCCCAGGUCCAAGAGGCCCCCCCGGACAUUUGGGGAAUGAUGGGCCCCAAGGCCCCCCUGGAAAGGCGGGCACUCCAGGAAAAGAUGGCAUUGAGGGUCCGAGAGGCCCACCUGGAAGACAGGGGGAGGACGGGGAACGGGGAGCUCCUGGGACCCAGGGCCCCCCCGGGGCUAAGGGGGAGCAGGGUACUGCUGGUGUGGGCGAGCGGGGGAUGGACGGGAUGCCAGGCCUGAAGGGAGACAAAGGCGAGGUGGGAGACACAGGACCCAGAGGAGAUGUGGGUUUGCCUGGAGAGAAAGGUGUGCCGGGGCUGACUGAAUUCCUUGACUUUCACAGGAACGAAGCCUUCCAGGGGCCUCCAGGUCCCCCGGGACCCCCGGGAGAGCCAGGUCCCAAGGGAGACCUGGGCUUGCCUGGGCUAGCUGGCAUUGAUGGCGAACAGGGCCCCAAAGGGGAGCAGGGUGACAUCGGGGCGGAUGGGGGAAAUGGGGAGAAGGGCAAUAUUGGCCUGGCAGGAGCCUCGGGAGCAAAAGGAGACAAAGGAGACUGCAGAUUGGAGGAUGAUCUGGUGCAGUUAAUUUCUCAGCCUGGACCUCCAGGACUUCCUGGUCCCCCAGGGCCCCAGGGACUUAUGGGACACCAUGGAAUGCCUGGGCCCAAGGGAGAGCCUGGAGACGGGCUGAGAGGAGAGAAGGGAGAGACGGGAGAAAAAGGUCUGCCUGGAGUCAGGGGUGCACAGGGUCUACCAGGACUGUUUGGGCUGCCAGGGGCCAAAGGGGAAAAGGGGAAGGUGGGGGAGCCUGGCCUAGACGGUUUUCCAGGACUGAUGGGUGACAAAGGAGACCAAGGGUUGAAGGGAGAUAAGGGUGACCGGGGUUCAGUGGGGAAGAAGGGAUUUAAGGGACAGAAAGGCGAACAGGGGCCCCCCGGAUUGGACCAGCCCUGCCCCGUGGGUCGAGACGGGUUACCCAUACCAGGCUGUUGGCACAAGUGAUGGCCAGCAGGAAGCACGACCCCUGUACAUAUCCAUAUGGUAUAUUUUGAAAUGAAAACCCUUUUUUUUUGCAUCCAGUUCACUUUUUUUGUAAGGAAGCUAUUUUUCUAAUCUAAUAUAUUGAGACUUUUUUUAAUACUGGACAUGAUAUUGUUUGGUGGGGGGGUGGGCCUGUGAUGGUGAAAGCGCAGGAAGGAAAAACAGGAACAUGACAGCCCAAACCAGAUGAGGAAACAUAAGGAAAAAAUGAAGGAGGAAGAGGAGGAGGAGGAGGAGGAGGAGGAGGAGGAGGAGGUGGAGGUGUACCGGAAGAAGCUGAGCCUGCCGUGAGGCGUCUGAUUUGGAUCCGGAGGGGAAAACUCCAGACUGCCCAGGGUGCGGCAGCCCCAGUGAAAUCCGCAUGGCAUUGUGGGACAUGUGGCCCCCGCAGAGAGCCCAGUGGUGUUUUACCCAUCACCCCUUGAAUCUCGUUUGGCUUUGAAAGGACAAAACGGACAAAGAAAGUGUGACGGUGGGCCUGGCUUGGCCCUAUAGGGGGAGGGGUUGACCUUUGACCUGCUGUCAAGUCACCCAGAGAGGGACUGUCGCUGGAUGCACGUAAUGCGGACGGGGCGUGGCCUCUGAGUGCUCCUUACGCCUCGUGCUCCGGAGCAUGCAGACUCGUCAGCUUUCGGCUGGACUGGAACGCCGUAGACCGACCAGAGAAUUCAACUGACUGUUCAACUGGAAUCAGCUCAAGCGUAAUUUCAUAUAAGGACAAUGAAGAGAGUGUUGCUUUCACUGACUGACCAUUAUAAAGUGCUUUUCCUUUAUUUGUAUACAUUGCGAUACUUUUCAUUCUGUUUCAUAUGUUAAAUUGAUGUACUCAAUUCAGUAUGUUCAAUUGAACAUUUGUCUGUGUGUUUGUAUGUGUAUGUAUGUGUGUGUGCGUGUGUGUGUGUGUGUGUGCGUGCGUGCGUGCGGUUU